Molecule: messenger RNA, 432 nt
Organism: Knipowitschia caucasica
Lineage: Eukaryota; Metazoa; Chordata; Actinopteri; Gobiiformes; Gobiidae
Source: the annotation of a GenBank genome assembly
AUGAUGUACACAAUUACCAGAGGUCCCAGCAAACUUGUUACACAACGAAGGACAGGUCCCACGCAGCAGGUAGAAAGCAAGUUCAGCGAUUUGAAACUAAAGCCCACGUCUUGGUUGACCUCAAACUAUCCUCCUUCAAACAUUGUGUUCCAUCGCCUCAACGGGAAACGUUACAACGGAGCAGCUCCACAUAAGAGUGAUGGUUCGGCUGAAAGCUUCACUCCGGCACAUGAAGAAAAUGUCAAAUUUGUCUUUGAAGCGUGGCAAGAUGUGGAGCAAAAACUUGAAAAUGGUGCAGACGUGACAGACCACAAAGGCCCAGUGCAGUAUGCUGAGAGGACCCCAAGUGCAGCAAUGAAGAAUUUUGUGCCCAUUGAUCUGGAGGAGUGGUGGGCCCAGCGCUUCCUGGCUAACAUUGCGAACCUGACCUGA